Messenger RNA from Epinephelus lanceolatus (giant grouper), 9444 nucleotides. It is a transcript of the gene itsn1, whose product is annotated as intersectin 1 (SH3 domain protein). Gene Ontology annotation, molecular function: molecular adaptor activity; guanyl-nucleotide exchange factor activity; protein binding. The record is from RefSeq and is a predicted model, not a curated record. Gene Ontology annotation, cellular component: cytoplasm; presynaptic membrane; intracellular vesicle. Gene Ontology annotation, biological process: clathrin-dependent synaptic vesicle endocytosis; positive regulation of Rho protein signal transduction; intracellular signal transduction. NCBI's taxonomy places the organism in Eukaryota, Metazoa, Chordata, Actinopteri, Perciformes, Serranidae.
AGGUCGACAUCCUUAUGUUAACUAUCACGUAUCGCGAUAUGUCAGAAGCGUUACCCCAUUUUCCAGCUGUACCUCAGUCGGUCGGGAUUUCGGAACCACGGGAGAAUCACCGGAAAGGGUUUUGGUGAUAAAACAGCACAUUUUGGAAGGAGAUACCGCAUUAUAUGGUUACAUAAACACGCAACGAGCUACUUUAUCCGGUAUUUCACGAUGGAAACUGAACUAUGAGGUGUUGUGUAGUGCAGAAGACUGAGUGAACCAUGGCACAGUUCCCCACCACAUUCACAGGUCCAGAUGUGUUUCUGAUCUCAGUGGAUGAGAGAGCCAAACAUGAUCAGCAGUUUCUCAGCCUCUCUCCGACUGCUGGGGGUUACAUCACAGGCGACCAAGCCAGGAACUUCUUCCUUCAAUCAGGGCUGCCCCCUCCCAUCCUGGCCCAAAUCUGGGCUCUGGCUGAUAUGAACAGCGAUGGUCGUAUGGACAUUCACGAGUUCUCCAUCGCCAUGAAACUCAUCAAAUUGAAACUCCAGGGUCACCCUCUACCCCCCGCGCUCCCUCCCAGUAUGAAACAACCCCCACUGACUUUACCCCCACAGGGUGGCUUUGGCAUGCCCCCCAUGCCCCCCAUCGCAGCUCCUCUGCCAGGUGUGCCUCCGCUCCCCCUGCCACCUCUCCCUGUCGGAGUGUCUCCUCCACUCGUCUCUUCCGCCCCUCCUGCUCUACCCCCGCCCAUCGCCAACGGAGCUCCCCCCACAGGCAUAAUGCAGCCCAUCUCAGGCUUCUCCCACCCAGCUCCCUCUGUCAACAAGUCCUCUUCAUUUAAUCGGUCCAGUGCAAAGUUGCAGAAGGGGUCGUCCUUGGACGCUGCUAGUGCUCAGCCCCCCCCUGAUUGGGCCGUUCCUCAGUCCUCCAGGCUGAAGUACAGACAGCUUUUUAACUCCCAUGACAAGAUGAUGAGUGGACACCUCACAGGUCCCCAGGCUCGCACUAUCCUGAUGCAGUCCAGUCUUCCUCAGGGCCAGCUGGCCACAAUAUGGAGUUUAUCAGAUAUUGACCAGGAUGGAAAGCUGACCGCCGAGGAGUUUAUCUUAGCCAUGCACCUCAUAGAUAUGGCUAUGUCAGGGUUACCGCUACCCCCUGUGUUACCACCAGAUUACCUCCCGCCCACAUUCAGGCGUGUGCGAAGUGACAGUGUUCAGUCGGACCAGAAGAGUGUCCAGGAGGAGGCAGAGGAGGAGGCGGAGUGCAGCCAGGACAAGAAACUACCAGUGACGUUUGAGGAUAAGAAAAGGGAGAACUUUGAGCGAGGAAACCUGGAGUUGGAGAAGAGACGUCAGGCUCUGCAGGAGCAGCAGAGGAAAGAGCAGGAGAGGCUGGCUGCCCUGGAAAGAGAGGAACAGGAGAGAAAGGAGCGUGAGCGUCUGGAGCAGGAGAGGAGACGACAACACGAACUAGAAAAACAACUGGAGAGACAGAGAGAGCUGGAGAGGCAGAGGGAAGAGGAAAGGCGCAAAGAGAUAGAGAGGAGAGAGGCUGCUAAGCGAGAAUUAGAGCGUCAGCGUCAGCUGGAGUGGGAGCGUCAACGUCGCCAGGAGCUUCUGACUCAAAGAAACAGAGAGCAGGAGAGUAUAGUGCUGCUCAAAGCCAGGAAGAAGACCCUGGAGUUUGAACUGGAGGCUUUGAAUGAUAAGAAGACGCAGUUGGAGGGCAAACUGAAGGAUGUUCGGUUUCGUCUGUCAGCUCAGCGGAGAGAAGUGGAGCAGACCAACCAGACAAGAGAAACACGCAUUGCUGAAAUCACCCUGCUACAACAGCAGCUGCAGGACUCGCAGCAGUGGUUGGGGAGGCUAAUUCCUGAUAAACAAAGUCUCAAUGACCAGCUGAAACAGGUUCAACAGAACAGUCUACAUCGUGACAGCCUGUCGUCCCUGCAGAAGGCUGUGGAGCAAAAGGAGACCAGCAGACAGCAGCUCAGAGAACAGCUAGAUGCUGUGGAGAGAGAGACGAGGGCCAAACUUCUGGAAAUAGACGCUUUCAACACCCAGCUGAAGGAACUGAGGGAGAUCCACAGUCGGCAGCAGAGGCAGAAACAGAGGGAGCUGGAAGGAGACAUACAGACACUGACACACACACACCCUCACAUACACACCCCGAUUGAGAGGAAGUCUGCUGAACUGCAGGACAGCAGGUUGUCAUCAGAGGAGGGCGUGGCCUGGAGGGAUGAAGCAGUGAGCUCUGCCCCCAACGCUCCCAGCCCCCCCUCCAUCUCUGCACCCCAUGCCUGGCUAAACAGAGUGACUCAGGAAGAGGAGGACAGGAAGAGGAGAGGGCUGGAGGAUGAGGAGGAAGAGGGCAAGAAGGGAGCAGGAAUAGCAGAAGAAAAGGAGGAUGAGGGGAGAGGCAAGAAGGACAUGCAGGAGAAACUGAACAAGCUGUUCAGCCAGCCGACCGACCCCUGGGCCUCAACGGUAGAGAAGGCUCCAGUCCCCAGUCUGUUUGACCAGAAAGCACCAGUCAGCAGCUUCGACCAGCAGCAGCAGCAGCCAGUGAAGGUGGUCUACUACAGGGCUCUAUAUCCAUUUGAUGCUCGCAGCCAUGAUGAGAUCAGUAUCGCCCCCGGAGACGUAAUCAUGGUGAAGGGGGAAUGGGUGGAUGAGUCCCAAACAGGUGAACCCGGCUGGCUGGGAGGAGAGCUCAGGGGUCGCACUGGUUGGUUUCCAGCCAAUUAUGCAGAACGGAUACCCGACAGCGAAGCACCGAUCAGCCUGCGCGCAACGGCCUCAGCCACACCCACCUCAGCCCAGCAGCCAAUGACCACGCCUCCCCCAGCACCUGGACACACCUCUUCCUCCACGUCCUCCACCAAUAGUAACUGGGCUGACUUCAGCACUAAUUGGCCCUCCAACACAGCCAGUCAGUCAGACAGCGAAGGAUGGGACGCAUGGCCAACCUCUUCAACCAGUCAAAAUCCUUCACUCAGUGUUCCCUCAGCACAGCUCCGACAACGCUCUGCCUUCACACCUGCGACCAUGACGACGGGGUCCUCUCCUUCUCCCGUGCUAGGACAGGGGGAGAAGGUCGAGGGUCUGCAGGCUCAGGCCUUGUAUCCAUGGAGAGCGAAGAAGGACAACCACCUCAACUUUAACAAAAAUGAGAUAAUAACAGUGUUGGAGCAGCAGGACAUGUGGUGGUUAGGUGAACUGCAGACCGGACAGAGAGGCUGGUUCCCCAAAAGUUACGUCAAGCUCAUCUCUGCCACCAUGACGCCCCCACCUGGUGCCACAGCACGCAGCAAAAACACUAGUGAAUCUGGAGUAUCAGAAAGUCCACCCAAUGGAAAACGUCCCUCCCCUUCCCCAACAAAACCCUCUGAGUCUGGAGAAGAGUACGUGGCCAUGUACACCUACGAGAGCAGUGAACAGGGUGACCUGAGUUUCCAGCAAGGAGAUAUCGUCAUGGUGACCAGGAAAGAAGGGGACUGGUGGACGGGCAUGGUCGGAGGCAAGACUGGAGUCUUCCCUUCCAAUUAUGUCAAACCACGAGACUCAGCCUCAGAGUCUUUGGGACCAGCGGGGAAGACGGGCAGUCUGGGAAAGAAACCAGAGAUCGCUCAGGUGAUCGCCCCCUACAGUGCCACAGGAGCAGAGCAGCUGACGUUAGCUCCAGGACAGCUCAUCCUCAUUAGAAAAAAGAAUCCCGGGGGCUGGUGGGAGGGUGAGCUCCAGGCCCGGGGGAAAAAGCGCCAGAUAGGUUGGUUUCCAGCCAACUAUGUGAAGCUGCUCAGUCCCAGCACCAGCAAGACAACGCCCACAGAGCCCACCCCUCCCAAACUGGCUCCUGCCAGCACAGCUGUGUGUCAGGUGAUCGGCAUGUACGACUAUGUGGCCCAGAACGACGACGAGCUGGCCUUCCUGAAGGGUCAGGUGAUCACGGUGCUCAACAAGGACGACUGUGAUUGGUGGAAGGGAGAGCUCAAUGGGAGAGAGGGUCUGUUUCCCAGCAACUACGUCAAACUCACCACGGAUACAGACCCGAGCACGCAGUGGUGCGCUGACCUCCACCUGCUGGACAUGCUGAGUCCCAUGGAGAGGAAGAGGCAGGGAUACAUCCACGAGCUGAUCGUCACCGAGGAGAACUACGUCAACGAUCUGCAGCUCGUCACAGAGAUCUUCCACAAACCUCUGUUGGAGUGCGAGCUGCUGACGGAGAAAGAGGUGGCCAUGAUCUUUGUCAACUGGAAGGAGCUCAUCAUGUGCAACAUCAAGCUGCUCAAGGCUCUAAGGGUGAGGAAGAAGAUGUCAGGCGAUCGGAUGCCGGUGAAGAUGAUUGGUGACAUCCUGACCAACCAGCUGCCUCACAUGCAGCCAUACAUCAGAUUCUGUUCGUGUCAGCUGAACGGAGCCACGCUGAUUCAGCAGAAAACUGACGACAACCCUGAGAUCAAAGACUUCCUGAAGAGGUUAGCCAUGGAUCCCAGGUGUAAGGGGAUGCCUCUGUCCAGCUUCCUGCUCAAACCCAUGCAGAGAGUCACACGCUACCCACUCAUUAUCAAGAACAUCUUAGAAAAUACUCCAGAGUCACAUCCAGACCACAGUCAUCUGAAAGCUGCUCUGGAGAAAGCAGAGGAGCUGUGCUCACAGGUGAACGAGGGCGUCAGAGAGAAGGAGAACUCAGAUCGUCUGGAGUGGAUUCAGGCUCACGUCCAGUGUGAAGGAUUGUCUGAGCAAUUGGUGUUUAACUCCGUCACCAACUGUCUGGGUCCCAGGAAGUUCCUCCACAGCGGGAAGUUGUUUAAAGCCAAGAGCAGCAAGGAACUCUAUGGCUUCUUGUUCAAUGACUUCCUGCUGCUGACACAGGUGACCAAACCUCUGGGCUCGUCAGGCUCGGACAAAGUCUUCUCCUCGAAAACACACCUGCAGUACCGUAUGUACAAGACGCCAAUCUUUCUAAAUGAAGUCUUAGUGAAGCUGCCAACAGACCCAUCAGGAGAUGAACCUCUGUUCCACAUCUCUCACAUAGACAGAGUUUACACACUCAGAGCCGAGAGUAUCAAUGAAAGGACGGCGUGGGUUCAGAAAAUCAAGGCAGCUUCAGAGCUCUUCAUCGAAACGGAGAAGAAGAAGAGAGAGAAGGCGUAUUUAGUGCGUUCUCAGAGGGCUACAGGUAUCGGUAGACUGAUGGUCAACAUUGUGGAAGGCAUUGAGCUAAAACCCUGUCGCUCCCAUGGAAAAAGUAACCCAUACUGUGAGGUAACCAUGGGUUCACAGUGCCAUAUCACAAAAACAUUACAGGACACAUUAAAUCCGAAGUGGAACUCCAAUUGUCAGUUUUUUAUAAAGGACCUGGAACAGGACGUCCUCUGUGUCACUGUGUUUGAACGAGACCAGUUCUCACCUGACGACUUCCUGGGCAGGACAGAGAUCCGGUUGGCUGAAAUAAAGAAGGACCAGGGCUCUAAAGGACCAAUCACGAAGCGGUUGCUACUCCAUGAGGUUCCCACGGGAGAGAUCGUUGUCAGGCUGGACCUCCAGCUGUUUGAGGAACCGUAAAAUACCUGGACAGGAUCAUACUGGACUGGACUUGACCAGACAGGAACCAAAAGAUAUGAUGUGGACCUCACAGCUGGGCUGGAUUAGACUGGACUGGAAGACUGGAUUCUCUUAGUUUGGUCUGGUUCAGUUUCUUCCACGUUGUGUAUGUUUAAGGAGAUUGGCACAUUUAGCUGAGAGAAAGUAUCAGUGUACACACUUUACUUUUUAAAUUAAAAGGAAAAACACUGAAUAUUUAGUUAAUUAGAAACAGCAAGGCCCCGAAUCCCAGACCUCUAGGGACCCCAGAUUCACAUUUGCUUUUUGGUAAUUUGAUUAAUCUUUUCAUCUAUUAUACAAUAUACACUGGGUCCUGCUUUAUUUCACCAACUUGGAGCACUGUUCUGUGUCACAAUUGAGUUGUAACUCUUAAUUGCUUUAGUGUAUAUUGUGCAUUUCAUCAAUUUACCACGAAUUUACUGAUAAACAGAUAAUCUUGGCUGGUUGGUCUCUGUGGGACCCCCAACAGGUUGAUCCAGCCUUGAGAGUGCGUCACAAUAAUUUGUGAAAAGAACAAAACAUUGCAGCUAGCCUCGCUGCUGCAUUUGAUUAUUUAAUUAGACUGGUUUUGUGGAAAUCUUAAUCAUCUUAUUUGCAAAGUAUCACAGGCAUUUAAAACAAUGAUGCAGUCUGAAUGCAGACAGUAUGGGGCAAUGGGACAAAUUGUCCUUUUUAAGUACAAUACUAUUAAAAAAUCCUUGCAGCUUUAGUGGUUUUGCACCACAUUUGUUUGAGUCGAGACAGUAAGUAAAGAGCUUAUUAUCUCAAUUUCAGACUACAUAUCAGCUUUCUGAAAUCAGUAUUGUACCUAGAACUGGAGGUCUGGAGUUUCUUCACAUCUUAAAUGUCUUAAGUACAUCUGUCCAUCCUAAAUUUAGUCAAACUGGUCUUAAAAAUGUAGCUGUUUUCUAGUUAGAAAUUGUACCAGUUAAGCACUGUACUGUGACAGAAGAACAAGCUGUUCUCAUAAUGGACUCCACGGAAAAUCCAAGUGUCUGUUUUUAUUCCAGUCCAGUCCAAUCUCCGUCUGUCCUCCUUCAGUCUGGUCCAGUCCAGUAUUUAGUCCAAUCUGGUUCACUUUGAUUUUAAUCCAGUCCAGUCCUCUUGGAGAUCGGCCGGGUCUUUACAGUUUUCUCUUCCACCGCUUCAUCAGACAGUCUGACAGACACUCCAGUGACAAUCCCAGCCCUCCUUCUGAGUCCCAACAAACCCCUGUGUGUGUUUGUGUGUGUGAGUGUGUGUCCAUGGGUGAGUGUGUGAGCAACAGACAGCUGGUGUGAAUGACUGUGUGAGUGUCAAGGUGGACAGGCUAAUUAAAGGUACGGCUCAUUGUACAUUUUUAUUUUGUUAUUUUUUAUGUCAAGUCUUACAUCUCUGUCAGAGUGUUUUGAUCAUCUCCUGAGGCUCUCAGCUGCGAGGGGACUGCAUGUAAAGGGACCUUGCUAUUUUGAAUUCUAGUCUGUUUUGACCUUCACUGAACACUUGCCACGUUAUCACAGAAAAAGCUAAAUAUGUACAGGUUUAAUGAGAAAUGCUAAUGAUGCUAAUAAGCUGAAAUUUAUAGAAAGAUUUUACCCCAUUAUAUGACAAGUGUCCAGUGUAAAUUAUAUCAAGAUGUCCCUUUCACAUGUAUCAGUUAUGAUGAUGCUGAUGAUGAUAUGGCUGAAUUAGAGGCACACGGGUGCGACAGCUAAUUUAAGUUGAGGUACUGUAAAGAAGAAUGUCUUAAUUUCCUUGUUUCUGUGAUGCACACGGGGGUCGUAGUUUUAGGUGAUUCUUGUCAAACCUCUGUUGUUAUGUUGCUGCUGUGUGGAGCUGUCACAGUGGCCGUCACUAUGCAGGGGAGGAAAAACCCUGAAAGAGUCGCGGGGCCCAGAGCUGGAUAGGGGCCCCAAGAACAUGCUAGGUACUACAGACACGUAUUUUAUAGGUACAGCCUUUUAGACCAUUUCCACACUCUAACCCUGAGGAAGCUCAGUGUAAAACAAAAUAAUUUUACUGUGCGUCGGCACUCCCAGCACUUUUAAAACACAAACACUGUUGCGGAUAUUAGAGCAGAGCAGGAUACGACUGACCAAUGUUGCACAGUGGCCAUUUUGAAUAGUCAAAGAAGGAAACUAGAUAAAACUUAACAUAUAAAAUUGUUCAUGAAUAUACUGUAUGUUUCUUUUAUUUAAUGGCUCAGUAGUCUAAGCACUGUACUUGUAAGCAAACAUUACGCAAAUAAAGGGAAGUAGUGCAUUUGUUGAGGACUAUUUUCAGCAGCAGACUGAUUCACAUUUGGUGCUCUAGUGAGUAUUUGGGGCAGGCGGUGUAUGACUGUUUACACUUGGUUUUAAAAUGUGUCUUGGGCAGUCAGAUCACAAGUGCACAGUGCGGGAUGCAACUGUAAACCGCAGACUGUAAAAUUUUGGACGUAGCUACCAUUAUGUCACCCAUUGGUUUAUGGACUCCCGAUUUGAAGCUUCGAGUUCGGCAUUACGUAUGUCACCAAUUUGUUUUUUUUUUGGAGCCAGAAGUGACCACAUUUAGGCAAGAAGCUGGGGCAGUGGUGGAGCGAGGGAUGGUGCCCUGAGCAGCUGCUCAGUUUGCUUAUGCGCCAGGCCGGCUCUGUCGGCAGGAUUGAAAUCUGCACACAAGUGGAGAUGCUUGUAAAAGACACAGAUGUGAACAGCGAUGUGUGACGGCUGUCCAGGUGUGUUCAGAUAAUAGACACACAUUUUAAAACCGAGUGUAAACAGGGUCUAUAAUGAAUUGAAACAAAAUAAACCACAGUGUGUGUUCAUGGUAAUGAAGGAGUAUGUCACAGAGUGGUCAUCGAGUUUCUGGACAACAGUGGAUAGAAAUAAGAUAUAUACACAGACAUAUUAGUAGAAUCAAGGAAAAAUAGCACAUCAUCGGCCUCAUCCUUUAAAGCUUUUUUAUUUUUGCUUUAGUACAUUAAACUUAAGAUAACCAAUUAUGAGAAUAGAAGCUAUAAUGGCUGCUUAAAUGCAGCAAGGACAUUGGCUAGCUAGAGAGCUAUUUAAAAAAAACUUCUGGUGCCUUUACAUGGGGCUGUGUCAGCUUGUUCAUGAGAAGGUGCCAAAUAAAAGGCUGCACAAGUUGUGAUAAAGGCUGACAUGUCUUUAAAAAAAUAGUAUAGUGGAAUUGUCACCUGUCAUGUUCUUGUUCUUUUACAAAAGGGCAGCAAAGAUGAGGCAUCAAGAAAUUUAACCUCUUAAUUUUGAAGCAUAUCAUUCACUUGAUUUCCUUUGAUGAAAACACAAACUCAGGAGUUACUUUGAAGGCAGCGUUAAUCUUCCCCACCAUGAGUAUUCAAAAUGGCCGCUGCAUUAGAUAACAUUGCCAGUGCAUUCGUUAAGCAGAGCUGUAGUUCGUUAGUUAGCUAGCUACUUGGCCAGUUAGUGAACUUAGUUAGUCAUUUCAAUUGUAUGCCAAGGUUACUGAAUUACCACUGAGACAACCAAUAGUUACCUUAGUGACCAGCCACUGUCCAAUCAGAAGUCAGCGAGGCUCAGCCAGUGGCAGCAGCUCGACUGUGGAGGAAGAAUGUUUGUGUUUCCCCAGACUGAUGAUGAUGAUGAUGAUGAUGAUUAAGAAUGAUGAUGAAUUUGUCUUACAUCCCCGUCAACCCCCUCCCCUUCCUCCUCUCCACACUGUACUGAAACUAAUCCAGUUUGAACCCGUUCUUACUGUCGGCCUUCCAGGUUGUGUAUAAUACUACUGCUAUCUGAGAGUUAAUAUAUGAGUGCUACGGGGGGCGAUAGAGACAGCCUGCUGUUAAUUAUCACUGUAGAAGAUGAUGUACGUUGUUGUCUUUCAAUGUUCAGAAUAAACUUCAGUUGGACCAAGA